Molecule: messenger RNA, 2577 nt
Organism: Dinoponera quadriceps
Lineage: Eukaryota; Metazoa; Arthropoda; Insecta; Hymenoptera; Formicidae
Gene: CaBP1
Product: protein disulfide-isomerase A6
Exons: 6
Coding region: 93-1409 (438 amino acids)
Biological process (GO): response to endoplasmic reticulum stress
Cellular component (GO): endoplasmic reticulum lumen
Molecular function (GO): protein disulfide isomerase activity; protein-disulfide reductase activity
Source: RefSeq, a predicted model, not a curated record
AGAACGUCGGAACUUUAUAUACGGAGGCGGUGUAGAGCGCGUCCACGGCUCGUGCGUUUUGCGAAGAGGCAAGGGUGAAUGACUGUAGGACGAUGUUGCGGCCAGGCUGCGAGCUCCGCGCGAAGAUGUUGAGCAUCCUAGGCUUUCUUCUGUUAGUCACCGGGGCGAAUUGUAUGUACGCGUCCAACUCGGCCGUCAUUGAUCUCAGGCCGAAUAAUUUUGAUAACUUAGUGCUCAAUAGCGAUCAUAUCUGGAUGGUUGAGUUUUACGCGCCAUGGUGUGGACACUGCCAACAGCUGAUGCCGGAGUACGACAAAGCCGCCACUGCUCUGAAGGGUGUGGUGAAAGUUGGCGCUGUAAAUGCCGACGAGCACAAGUCCCUCGGAGCUAAGUAUGGUGUGCGUGGCUUUCCCACCAUUAAGAUCUUCGGACUUGACAGCAAGCCAGAGGAUUACACCGGUCAGAGGACUGCAGCUGGUAUCGUUGAUGCUGCACUGAACGCUGCCAGUCAAAAAGUUCGAAGAACCUUAGGCGGUAAGAAAACAGGAGGUGACUCCAAGAGUAAAAGCUCCAAGGACGUGAUAGAGUUGACGGAUGAGAACUUUGAGAAAACCGUCUUGAAUUCGGAGGAUAUGUGGCUGGUCGAGUUUUACGCCCCUUGGUGUGGCCAUUGCAAGAAUCUUGCGCCCGAGUGGGCAACAGCUGCCACGGAACUAAAGGGGAAAGUCAAACUGGGUGCCCUGGAUGCGACCGUGAAUACAUUGAAGGCCAGUCGGUAUAACAUUAAAGGCUACCCUACCAUCAAGUACUUCCCUCCGGGUAAGAAAGACGCUGAUUCGGUGCAAGAAUAUGACGGCGGUCGCACCAGUGACGAUAUUGUCAACUGGGCGCUCGAGAAGUUGUCAGAAAAUAUCCCAGCACCGGAAGUUACACAAAUUACGUCCGAGCAAAGCUUAAAGACCGCUUGCGAAGACAAGCCGAUCUGUGUAGUCUCCGUUCUACCAGAUAUCCUGGAUUGUCAAUCCGACUGCAGAAACACGUAUUUGAAGACAUUAAAUAGCCUCGGUGAUAAGUACAAGAAGAAGAUGUGGGGAUGGGUCUGGUCUGAAGCUGGCGCUCAGCCACACGUCGAGGAGGCAUUAGAGAUCGGAGGUUUCGGUUAUCCAGCGUUAGCAGCAGUCAACAUCAAGAAGAUGAAAUAUUCAUUGCUGAAAGGAAGCUUCUCGUACGACGGAAUAAACGAAUUUCUGAGAGACUUGAGUUACGGCAGAGGUGGCACUGCUCCUUUGAAGGAUGCAUUGCCCCGCGUUCUCAAGACGGAGCCCUGGGACGGCAAGGACGGUGUUCCUCCUCAGGAAGAAGAUGUCGAUCUCAGUGAUGUUAAUUUAGACGAAAAGGACGAACUAUAAUUUUAACCAAGAGCCAAUAUAUACAUACUUUUUUUAAAGCAUUCGCUGCACAAAAUACAGAUCUUUCCCGGCAGAACUGAUAUUAAGGCCGUUAAGUUUCAUUGGCUCGAAAUUUAUUUAUACAAUAUUUCGAAUAUUUAUACUUGUAAAAUUCUAUCGAGUUAUUGAGAAUUUCGCGAUGAAACUUGUGGUUAAACAAAAGCGAAUCAUAUUAUUUUCGGUAAUCUCUAGGAAAACUUAAUAUCAGUAUGUUAAUAUAGUCAUUUGUCGGUCUAUGUGUCGAAAUAGGAGUUCUCAGGUGCAUCCAGUUUCAUAGAAAAAAUAAACAUUUAAGUGACUCUUCCAUCGAAGCCAACUUUAUACAAUUUUAUUACGUUACUCCAGAGAAACUAACGGUACAUUUUCGACCUACAUGUAAUAUAUAAUUUAUAUAUUGUCAUUUAAUUGUUUGUAUCUCUGAAAAGGAUAGACAGUUUGAAGAACGUGUUCCGAUAUCAUAACGCAUUUAUUAGUCCAUUUAUUAGAAAAAAAAAGAAGUUAAAGUUAUGUGUAAAGUCGUAUAGUUUCAUAUUUGUAAUAAAUAUUAUAUAUCGUACAUUUACAUGUAUAUGUUUUUACAAAAGUCUUUUCUUCAUGUGAGUAUUGUGUCACCUUAAUAUAUAUUCUAAUAGCUUUAAGGAAAUUCACCAAUGUACACUUUGCAGGACUAAUUGGUUCUCCCUGUAACGGGACCAAAUUCAGAAAUAAGACGAGAAAUUCAGAAAUAAUAACGAGAAUCAGUCUAUCGUUGUAAUGUGUGUGUGUGUGUGUUAGCGCCCCGUAAUAUUAAGCUUGUUGCCAUCCAGUUAAUCAAAUGUAUCCCUUGUGUAGAGUCUUCCAAAUUGACGUACAUUGUAUAUUAAUUGUAUAAAUUAAUUACACACAUGUGCAAGUGUGCGAAGUUAACGUCGUUUUUAACACAUUUCAUAUGGCGCCCUGUUCUUACAGUUCGCAUAUAUAUAUAUAUAUGAUCGAUAUCAAACUUUUCUCGGUGCAGAAAUGUUUUUUCUGCACUCUGACGUCACAUCAUUCGCCAUCAAAAUAUGCAAUUCCAAGAAAGUGUAUAAAUGAGAUAUAUAUCUCGUGAGCUAUAUGCAAUGUGUUAACAUGUGCAUGUGUUUGAAAUGCA